Pungitius pungitius (ninespine stickleback) is the source of this 840-nucleotide messenger RNA. RefSeq names its product T-box transcription factor 3b (gene tbx3b). NCBI's taxonomy places the organism in Eukaryota, Metazoa, Chordata, Actinopteri, Perciformes, Gasterosteidae. The record is from RefSeq and is a predicted model, not a curated record. Gene Ontology annotation, biological process: positive regulation of DNA-templated transcription; regulation of transcription by RNA polymerase II; cell fate specification. The coding region runs from base 1 to 840 and encodes 279 amino acids. Gene Ontology annotation, cellular component: nucleus. The transcript is spliced from 4 exons. Gene Ontology annotation, molecular function: RNA polymerase II cis-regulatory region sequence-specific DNA binding; DNA-binding transcription factor activity, RNA polymerase II-specific.
AUGCGUAGCUUCUCGGAGCCGUUCACGAGAGUUGGAGAUGCAGCCCUGCACGGGACUAUCUCGGUCGGAAACCCGCUGUUCUCAGCCUCCGCCUUGUCCUCCCGAGGCUUAUCACACCCCGGCUUGGAUGCCAGAACGGACCCGACGUGUCACACGUCGCCGCCAGAGCAGCGGUCUUUGACUUCGCGCCUUCCUCCAGAAUCUCUGGGGGAAGGCGAGCUGACGGAGGACGAUCCGAAAGUUUAUUUGGAGGCCAGCGACCUUUGGACACAGUUCCACAAAUGUGGCACUGAAAUGGUCAUUACGAAGUCUGGGAGACGUAUGUUCCCGCCACUCAGGGCCAGGUGCGCCGGCAUGGACAGAGAGGCCAGGUAUGUAGUUCUGAUGGACAUUGUGGCGGCCGACGACUGCAGAUAUAAGUUCCACAACUCCCGCUGGAUGGUGGCGGGGAAGGCGGACCCGGAGAUGCCCAAACGCAUGUACAUCCACCCGGACAGCCCGGCCACGGGCCAGCAGUGGAUGUCCAAAGUGGUCAACUUCCACAAGCUGAAACUCACCAACAACAUGUCCGAUAAGCAAGGAUUUACAAUCCUCAACUCGAUGCACAAGUAUCAGCCACGAUUUCACAUCGUGAAGACAAACGACAUCCUGAAACUGCCUUACAGCACCUUCAGGACGUACGUCUUCUGCGAGACCGAGUUCAUCGCAGUGACGGCUUACCAAAACGACAAGAUAACGCAGCUGAAAAUAGACAACAACCCUUUCGCGAAGGGAUUCCGAGACACGGGCAACGGGAGGAGAGAGAAGAGGCAAGUUGUCAUUCAAUUUGUUACAAAAUGA